CGGACAUGACAAUAAAAUCUUUAGUGGAAAUUCUAUGUAUUCACUUAUUACUAAUUUUGCACUUGUACAAGGUUCUUUUUCUAUAGCGGUGCAGCUUAUAUGGCACAAAAUGCUGUUUGUUUUAAAGAAUUCAUAAACAUGGGGUUUUCCAAUUACAGAAGCUAUCAAAACCCAGGGCUAAUUCUGUUAACUCACCCUCAAGAAAUUCCAAAUGAAAAGCAUAUUGGAUUUCCCAAUAUUUCACGUUUCGUUCAAUCUGAAUUGUAUUUAUACCUGUGAAAAUAUGAUGACACCGGACACUUUUCAGAUUUGGUGUUGUGAAGGGAUUUGUCUAAAUUGUAUGUAUGUAGGAUGAGUUAUUCCCUUAUUUGAAUUUUGUUUUUGUCAAUCAAAUCGCUAUAUGUAUAUUAUGAGUGUGGUUCCAAUAAGAGAUGAUGUUUACGUGCAAAGUGUGAAUGAUUGCACUUAUUCUCAUGUGCAGUACUAUUAUUGCCUUUCAUUUGAAAAUGGGAGAUUUGUUACUUAAGUACAAAUAUGUCAUCGCGUUUUUAAUCAAUACGUAAUUGUUAGCAUAUUUAGAUCAUAAGUUGAAUGCACCGAGUUUGUUCUUACUUUUCAUGGGAAGUGCAUUUUUUAUUUGAACUUUGUUCUCACUUUUCAUGGGGAGUGUGCAUUUUUUAUUUGAACUCAUAUUCUAAUAACCGAGCAACCGUUAUGUUGUGCAAGAUGUUACAGCAAUUGAUACAGACGGAGUAUGAUUGAUUCUUCAAUUGAUCCCUUGAUUUAAUUUGGAACUAAGAGCAACGAAAAAGCCCUCAUUAACCUACCUGGCCGGCCUUUAUUGAGUUCCGAUUUUGGGACUUACGUAUUGCUUAGUGAUACAAAUAAGAUGAAUUACUGAAGAGUUAGUUUUAUGUUUUAAACUGGAGUGGAAUUGAACAAGUGUUUUUCGAGCAUCACAUUUGCAAAUUGGGGCAUUCUUUUAACAAUAUGCUAAAAGAUCAGACGUCCUUUUUUAUGAAAAAAAACAACACUCAUCCUCUAUGAAGUAGUUCCAUAGAUUAACAUCUGAAUUUAAAAUCUCUCAGAAAUAGAAAAAUGUUUGAUCCAAUGAAACAAACGUACACCAAUGUUACGAUUAUUUUGAUGCUUUGUGUUCAAAACUUUUUCUUUUUAAUCAGAAAAUGGUGCAAGGUGAGGAGAAGAAACUAAAACUCAACCAACCAAUUAUAUCAGUAAGGCGAGGAGUUUCAGCGAAGAAGCUGGAAACGGGGGCGGCACUUCGACUUAAUAGAUCAGAGUCCACCGUGAGGAGUCCAGGAGUUGUUCCGUUUGUAUGGGAAGAUAGCCCUGGAAAACCCAAGUCUAACCAAUGCUGCUGCAGCUUUGAUAAAGCCGUCCGCAGACUAAAAAGUUUCAACCGGGAUGAUGAUGAUGAUGAGCAACAAGUUAUAGUGAGCAGCAGCAGCAGGCAGUAUUGGGGGGAUCAUGUUGUUGAUACACCACUUCCCAAAACCACUUUUGUCUUCUUUAAGGGGUCAGACACUAGUAGUGCCUGCCCACCGCCUGUUGCACCUCCUACCAAUUUCAUGAUUGGUUUAUUCUUGCCACCAUCAACUAAAACAGUGUCCCUCACAAAACAAGGGGUGCUCCAAAAGCCUAUGAACCGGGCAGGGAAGCACAGAGGUAGGCUGCAACCAUCUAGUUUUGAUGCACUGUGUUACGGAUCUCAUCGUGACCUUAAAAAAGAAAAAGAAGAAGAAGCAGACGCGACUGAUUUUCCUCCUAAAGCUUGUGGAGCAGUGCCUCCAUUCUGUGUUACAAGUUCUACUUUUAUUAUGGAUCCCGUACCCGCAACAACUUUAGAAAAGACUCGAGUGUUCCCCACGUCUCCAAGUAAUAAAAUGCACACAUACUCCCCCGCUCGUUCUUGCAUAAAAAGAGUAAAUGAUGAUGCCAACGUGGGAUGGAUGGCUGGUCUAAGUAAGCAAAAGGUAGAAGUUAUUAGAAAAAGCAGAUUUGCAGCAGGCAAUGGGGCGGGUCUUGAUGCAAUGAGAUCCUGCAAAAAGCUUCAGAAAUGGUUGGAUGAUCAGAGUAAUAGCUCCUCAAUGCAAGUGCAAGAUUCAGAGAGAUCUUCAAUUACAAACAGAAAUUCUCAAAUGAUGACGAUGACAAAGACAAAAGAACAUGAAGGCCAUGCAGCAGCAGCAGCAGCAGCAGCUAAUUCUUUCACAGAUGAAGGAGCCAACAAAAGAAAGCUGCCUGCUGCUGUCAGAAAUGUAGACACUGAUAAUGCUAGCAGCAGCUUUGAUCUGAUGCUGCUUACUGCUACUUCGUCGUAUCAAGGCACGGCCAUAAAACAGGAAGCAAGUAGGAAGCCAAGGCAGCAUUCAUCAGAUAAAGAUAUGAUGAUGAACUUUGUGUUUCCUGCUGCAGCUUCCCCGCCACUGCCACCGCCUUUACCUGAAUCUCCGACUGAUUCUUGGCUCUCCCGCACUUUGCCUUUGCUGUCUGCUAAAUCUGCACCUUCAACGCCUUCUCGCAAAACCCCCUUCUGAUGAGCUGAUCGAGGUACACUCAUUAAUUGACCUCAUCCAUCCGCCUGCUCGCCCAUAAACAUUUCAUUUACUACUACUAUACACGAAGUAUUAGCUUGUGCUUUGUUUGUGCAAGAUCAGAUACAGAUCAGAACCCAACUUUACCCACAUAAAGAAUGGUGAUUAUAUUCAGAAGCAGAACAUAUAAUAUCAGCAAGCUAGUUCUUCAGCAAUGCAGGCCUUAGCACACGGAUCAUACACACACAAACACACUGUAUAUUUAAUAUUUUACUGUAUGAAGCUGUUUCUUGAUUUAAUUAUGAAGAUGUUUCUUGAUUUAAUGAUGAUCUAAAGUUUUUUAUCCCAAAAGAAAAUUAAAAGGAUGGAAAAAGGGGUCUUUU
Molecule: messenger RNA, 2938 nt
Organism: Cuscuta epithymum
Lineage: Eukaryota; Viridiplantae; Streptophyta; Magnoliopsida; Solanales; Convolvulaceae
Source: the annotation of a GenBank genome assembly